UGAACGUUGUUAAAAAACUUUGGGAUUUGAAUAAAUCAUACUAAAUGUAAACUUGUAUAAGUACACUGGCUCAAAUGUUUAAUUUUACAUGUGAUUUAAGAAACGUUUUACAACAUUCGAAUAACAAACAUAUGAGGAAGGCAUGUUUUAUUAGCAAGCGUUAUAUGGAGCGCUAUUAAUCAAAAGUAAGUUUUGUUCAUUGCCUCGCCAAAUAUACUAUUACUAAAACCCGGGCAACAGACCACUGUAACUUACAACUUUCGGAAAGCCUCAGUGUUCUUUAAACAGUCGUCUAUGAAACUGUAAAUUUGGACGGCUCAUAACCUACACCUGGGCAUUUGUGCGGACAAUGACUGACAAAGCAAAGCAGACUCCCUUAAAAAGCAUCGGUGCGCAAGCGCUGGUAGAACUCUCCCGAAAGUGCUUUCAUGAAAAGUUGAGGAAGAAGGAUAAAUUUAGAUCGCUUUUCCGUGUUAAAUGGUCCCAAAAGUUUGUAGUUGUUGCCCAUGCGUGCUUAUAUAUCUAUGGCGAUGAAGAGAGUAAAAACUAUGAUACUGCAUUCUCUAUGGCAGUCUUUAAAUGUGUUAAUGAGCACAAAAACGGUGACCGGUAUUUUUACCUGACAUUCAACGAUCCGGACUGGGAACACAUCGUGUUUUGCUGUGAUUCAAAUAAGUCGCAAAAGAAAUGGAUGAAAACACUCAAAGCAGCAAUUGAUCAGGCGUCAGACUCAGGAAUAGGCCAUGAUGACGAAGCCGAACAGACAGAUGAUGAGGAUAGCGAUGACGAGACGGACAAUAUUUCGGCAAUGACAGCGGCGAAAAGACCCGACACCUAUAUGCAAAUAAAUGACAGCGACGUACUGUCAACAGCCUUACAAGUUGAGCCACGAUCCGCUGUGCUGAUGCCGCAAAAUCACACUAGAAAAGAACAUCGAGACGAUAUGGACAAUCAUUCGAAGCUGAAAUCCACCAAUUACAGAUUAUCUUCAUCGUCUAUAAGUUCAACAGAUUCAGAAAGCGCAUACCUGAUUGUUUCUGGCGGAAAAGAAUCUUUAGUUCCAACAGCUGGCGCGUGUUGUACGUCGAAAUGCAACAACGAUGAAGAGCCUCACUAUGAAAUCCCCGAUAGCAACUUGUCCCCAUCAAACAAAACUAAACAAGUAAAGUCAGUAACAACACGGGACAAGCCGCGAUCCGCUGUGCCGUUGUCGCAACAUCACAAUCCUGCAGGUUCUGUACAGCCACAUUUAUCCCUGGUUCAAGAAGCUGGAAUUCCGUUACAGGAGGAACCACUAUACAAUAAUUGCCACGGUUCUGCACAGCCACAUUUACCCCUGGUUCAAGAAGCUGGACUUCCGUUACAGGAGGAACCACUAUACAAUAAUUGCCAAGAUCACCUUGGAUACAAUGGCAAACAUAACCAUGGGCAGUGCAAAAUUAAAAGAGAAACAGAAUCAAUAAACACCAUCGGUCAUGUGUCUGUCAGACUAGGUAAUUCUCCGACAGCAUUAAAGAAGAAAGGCAAAUCAACAAAGAUCCCGGUAAACAAACACGAUCAACCCACCCCAAAACUGUCAACUACGAUACGUAAAACACUUCCAAGAAGCUCCCAAUCUGCAAAAUUACAAGAAGAUAUGGAAGCACGUCUUCACAAAAAGGGUUCUGCACAGCAAACUCUACCCCUGGUUCAAGAAGCUGGAACUCUGACACAGGAGGAACCACUAUACAAUAAUUGCCAAGAACAUGCCGAUGAUCAAACUUUAACAUUAAAGAUGAAACGAGCGAAAGAGUUAGUAAACCAUAAUCCGGACGAUAAAGAUGAGAACUGCUAUGAAGAUGUGUUACAAGGAAGAGGUACACAUGAUAUAUCCACGGAUCACCUGGGGAACGAUGGCAAACAUUCCCAUGGGCAGCGCCAAAUAAAAAGAGAAACAGAAUCAACAAACUCAAUCGGUCAUGUGUCUGGCAGACAAGAUAAUUCUUCGACAGCAUUAAAGAAGAAAGGCAAAAUAACAAAGAUCCCGGUCAACGUACACGGACAACCCACCCCAAAACUGUCAACUACGAUAAGUAAAACACUUCCAAGAAGCUCCCAAUCUGCAAAAUUAAACGAAGAAAUGAAAGCACUUUUUCACAAAAAGGGUUCUGCACAGCAAACUCUACCCGUUGUUCAAGAAGCUGGAAAUCUGUCACAGGAGGAAACAUUAUACAAUAAUUGCCAGGAUCUGUAUGAGAAUUUGAAAAGACCGGCCCAGAAAAGUGUUAAGAGAGAUACAGAUAAAACUCAGUAAAAGUCUAGUCGGGUCGCUCAAUAUUUUCUAAAGCAAGUUUGUUAUCAUGCGUCCUACAUUAAUUCUAAUUUGUUAACAUGUAUAAAUUAAACAAAACUAGUUUAAUAUUGCAUAUAUUGUUCGAUUUUACACACACUAGGAACAUUUACAUUAUUAUGAUACCAUUAUAUUUUUUCUAGUCUUUUUGUUCAAGUUUGCUCCUGUGUUUGCAGGAUACGUAAAAUAAGUAUACCAAAGAAUAUCUUGUUUUCCUUUCAUGUUUUUCGAUUAUGCAUUUGUUUUUAUAAGUAAAAUAGAAAUAGUAAAUACCAUGAAUCAAAUUGGACAAAUGUUUUAAUCCACUGAAAAUACAAAUUUGUUUUGCUACGAUUUUGACUUUGUAUAUUAUUUCAUUCGGUUAAUGGCGACCAGUAUCAUUUGGUCAUAUAUUCGUGCGCUGUUCAAUUGUACAUUUAUGUUAUGGAACUUUAAAGCAUUAAUCAAAGGUAACUGAUAAUUGUUUGUAAAAUGUUUGAAUUUUAGCAUGAAAUAAUAAACUUUG
Messenger RNA from Mya arenaria, 2834 nucleotides. RefSeq lists its product as uncharacterized. Bases 350 to 2293 code for a protein of 647 amino acids. The transcript is spliced from 21 exons. The record is from RefSeq and is a predicted model, not a curated record. NCBI's taxonomy places the organism in Eukaryota, Metazoa, Mollusca, Bivalvia, Myida, Myidae.